AUGGCGGCUAGCCUCAUUAAUGGAGUAGUGUCUAAUGUGGCAUGUACAACCAAAUGGAAUGCGGCGUGUAUAGCCAAAUGGAAUGGGGUGUGUAUAGCCAAAUGGAAUGCGACGUAUAUAGCCAAAUGGAAUGCGGCAUGUGUAGCCAAAUGGAAUGCGGCGUGUGUAGCCAAAUGGAAUGCGGUGUGUAUAGCCAAAUGGAAUGCGGCAUGUGUAGCCAAAUGGAAUGCGGCGUGUGUAGCCAAAUGGAAUGCGGCGUGUGUAGCCAAAUGGAAUGCGGCGUAUAUAGCCAAAUGGAAUACGGCGUAUAUAGCCAAAUGGAAUGCGGCAUGUGUAGCCAAAUGGAAUGCGGCGUGUAUAGCCAAAUGA
Molecule: messenger RNA, 369 nt
Organism: Helianthus annuus (common sunflower)
Lineage: Eukaryota; Viridiplantae; Streptophyta; Magnoliopsida; Asterales; Asteraceae
Product: pupal cuticle protein-like
Exons: 2
Coding region: 1-369 (122 amino acids)
Source: RefSeq, a predicted model, not a curated record